This is a messenger RNA of Brassica rapa (field mustard), 609 nucleotides long. RefSeq names its product NEDD8-activating enzyme E1 catalytic subunit-like. Gene Ontology annotation, molecular function: NEDD8 activating enzyme activity. The record is from RefSeq and is a predicted model, not a curated record. NCBI's taxonomy places the organism in Eukaryota, Viridiplantae, Streptophyta, Magnoliopsida, Brassicales, Brassicaceae. Gene Ontology annotation, cellular component: nucleus; cytoplasm. Gene Ontology annotation, biological process: protein neddylation.
GCCCAUAUAAAGCCCAUGUCGCCAAAACAUAUUUUCGCUGGAAGGUUGAUUUUUGAUCACCUACGACUCUUCCAUUUAGUUGUCACCGUUUCACCGUUUCAGUUUUCUCUGAGAGACGAUAUACGAGAAUAUAUGAGAGUCUUGGUGGUUGGUGCCAGUGGAUUGGGCUGUAAGCUUCUCAAGGACUUGGCUCUUUCCGGGUUUCGUAAUCUGGAUGUGAUUGACAUGGAUCGAAUCGAAGUUACCAAUCUCAAUCGCCAGUUCUUCUUAAGACUUGAGGAUGUAGGAAAGCCUAAGGCAGAGGUAGCUGCAAGGUGUGUCAUGGAGAGAGUGAGUGGAGUGGAGAUUGUGCCGCAUUUUUCACGUAUAGAAGACAAAGAGCUUGACUUUUAUAACGAUUUUAAUAUCAUUGUUCUUGGUCUUGAUUCCAUCGAAGCUCGGAGAUACAUCAAUGGCGUAGCUUGUGGGUUUUUUAAGUAUGAUGAGGAUGAUAACCCGAGGAGUGAAGAGCAAGAGGGUCAUGUAGUCAUGGUAAGAUUCUAUUUCAUUUUUCUUCGCAUCACCCUGUGUAAAGUUCACAGCUUUUUAUUUUGAGAUUCACUUAGUCGU